Messenger RNA from Nomascus leucogenys (northern white-cheeked gibbon), 1575 nucleotides. The record is from RefSeq and is a predicted model, not a curated record. NCBI's taxonomy places the organism in Eukaryota, Metazoa, Chordata, Mammalia, Primates, Hylobatidae.
AAGAGUCUUAAAGACAGGUCUCUGUAUUAGACCUUGUAGUACGCUUACCUAGAUCUGAGAGGGACUUUCAGGAUAGAACAUGAUUCCAUGUGGAUGGCUCAUGAACAAAAAUGAGAAACACGAUGAUAAACUGGUAAUGUUCACCAAUCAAUCUGAAGAUUCUGAAAGAUGUGAAAGCAUGGAGCUGGACAAAAGAAUCCAAGAUCUGAUUGAGAGAAAUGCUUCUCCUCAUCCAAAACGGUUCACCCCAGAGGCCAUGCCAACUCACAGAAAUCUAUGUUCUCCAAAGACUCCAGGAAAAACAGCUUCCAUGGCACAUUUUGUACAGGGCACAUCUAGAAUGACUGCUGCAGAAAGUUCUACGGGGCAUAAAGAGUGUGCUGAAUCAUCAACAAGAAAGAACUUGACGAAUUCUCUUGAACAAAAGAUAAGGUGUUUGGAAAAACAGAGGAAAGAGCUCCUGGAAGUUAACCAGCAAUGGGAUCAGCAAUUUAGAAGUAUGAAAGAGUUAUAUGAAAGAAAGGUAGCAGAGCUGAAGACGAAACUGGACGCCGCAGAAAGAUUCCUCAGCACGCGGGAGAAGGAGCCGCAUCAGAGGCAGAGGGAGGACGACAGGCAGAGAGAGGACGACAGGCAGCGCGACCUGACCCGGGACCGGCUGCUGCGGGAGGAGAAGGAAAAGGAACGCCUAAAUGAAGAAUUACAUGAAUUGAAGGAAGAGAAUAAACUUUUAAAGGAAAAAAAUACUCUUGUGAACAAGGAGAAGGAACAUUACGAAUGUGAAAUAAAACGCCUCAAUAAGGCUCUUCAGGAUGCCUUGAAUAUCAAGUGUUCAUUUUCCGGGGACUGUUUGAGGAAGUCUCGAGUGGAAUUCUGCUAUGAGGAGAUGAGAACAGAAAUGGAAGUUCUGAAGCAGCAGGUGCAAAUAUACGAAGAAGACUUCAAAAAGGAACGAUCGGAUCGAGAGAGACUUAAUCAAGAGAAAGAGGAGCUACAGCAAAUUAAUGAAACUUCCCAAUCCCAGUUGAACAGGCUGAAUUCCCAGAUAAAAGCUUGUCAGAUGGAGAAAGAAAAACUAGAAAAGCAAUUAAAACAGAUGUAUUGCCCAACCUGUAACUGCGGCUUCGUUUUCCACCUGCAAGAUCCAUGGGUACCAACAGGACCUGGAGCUGUGCAGAAGCAAUGGGAGCGCCCAGUUUAUCCUCAGUAAAGAAAGUCAAUCAGUAGAAGUACACACUAACAGAGAGGGACAACAGGCAACGAGGGAGCGUGGCUGAGGACCCUCUUCUUUGUUUAUACUGAGGCUUGUUUCUGCCACAAAGGCACAUCAUCUACCCUGUUAUUUGUGCCUGGUCAUGUUUUCCUUUGGAAUGAAUACAGGAAAAGCCUUCUGACAGCUGAGAUCCUGAUCAAAUCGGAGGAGCCAAUUAUUAUACAACCAAAUACAACUUCCAGUUUCCUUGAAAUGAGACUUGGCAGAUGGAUGAUGCACGACUCCCUGAAAAUCUCUUCAGCAUAUUGCUGUUGGAUGCACGAAAAUGAUUCUAUGAUUUAAGCAACUCAGUGUUUGCUGCA